AUGUCAAACGAGGAGGCCAGUUCGUCUCAGAGCACUAAGCGGCCGAAAAGGCGUAAAGUAGAUUGUAGCGGAUAUUGUGGUUUAACUGAGGAGGAAGUCAAUAGUAUUUUAAGUCUGGUAGAUGAAGAUAUUUACUUGUCUGACGUUAGUGAAGAAGACCCCUUUCUCGAUAGCGGAAGCGAAUAUUGUCCAUCUUCUGAGGACUCUGAGAGCGAUCUGGAUGAAUUGGAACCGGAAAAUGAACAAGAAAAUCAGCAGGAAGAGGUAGGAAACGUUGAAGAUAAUAUUACUCACCCAACAGUUCUGGAAAUAAUUUGGACAAAAAAUGAGUUUCUACCGAAAAUACACGAAUUUGACACGACCAAUAGCGGUGUAAAAGACCAAAACCUCGACGAAAACUCAAAGGAAGUCGACUAUUUUCUUAGUUUGUUCACAGAAAACAUAGUGGAUGUUAUUUUGGAUGAAACAAAUAAUUAUGCACGCCAACAAAAUGCAAAAAACUGGAAGCAUUUAGAACGUUCCGAAUUUUACGUUUUUCUGGCUUUGACGUUGCUUAUGCCUCGCAAUAAAAAAGUGAACUUGAAGGAAUAUUGGUCCCAAAACCACUUACUGCUUUCACCUGCAUUUAGCAAACAUAUGUCAAGGGACAGGUAUGGCAUAGUAAAAUCUAUACAUUGCGAUUUGGGCAAUGCCAGGCUUCAGAAUAGACACUUUCCGGUGUCAGUUCCACGAAAACCAGGCAGUACUAAGGUUGGAUCCAGAAGAUGUUGGGUUUGUUCCCAUACAAAGCAGAAGCAAGCAAAAAGAAAAGAGUCCAGCUAUAUGUGCCCAGAAUGUGACGUUGGAUUAUGCGUGGUCCCUUGCUACAAAAUAUAUCACACAGAGGCUACUUUUUAA
Molecule: messenger RNA, 897 nt
Organism: Acanthoscelides obtectus
Lineage: Eukaryota; Metazoa; Arthropoda; Insecta; Coleoptera; Chrysomelidae
Source: the annotation of a GenBank genome assembly